Messenger RNA from Amaranthus tricolor (Joseph's coat), 1532 nucleotides. Its product is annotated as protein LNK3. Gene Ontology annotation, biological process: circadian rhythm; regulation of DNA-templated transcription. The transcript has 6 exons. The record is from RefSeq and is a predicted model, not a curated record. Bases 196 to 1242 code for a protein of 348 amino acids. NCBI's taxonomy places the organism in Eukaryota, Viridiplantae, Streptophyta, Magnoliopsida, Caryophyllales, Amaranthaceae.
UCCAACUUGUUCUUCUAUUUAGUCUCCUUUACCCUCCCUGUUUUCCAUUUUUACUUAUACCCAAUUGCCCAAUUCAAUCUUUCUGCUUAAUUGCCAUUGGAGCUUUUUAUUACCCUACAAUUUGCUCAACUUAAUUUCAACUAGUUCUUCUUCUUCUUCUCCAUUUGGGUAAUUGUUAAGUGUUAAGAGAUAAAUAUGACAGAAUGGUAUUAUGGACAUGAUGGUAGUGAUCUACUUGUUGUCAAUGAUCAAGAGUACUUUGACAGGCUUCCAUCACCUGAUAGUUGGUUGCAGUGGGAAACAAGUGGAACUGGAGGGAACUCUGCUUGGUCAAACACGUUCGAUUCUGAUAACCUUGUGAAUAAGAAACCUCAGCAACGUACGAUGUUUAGUAAAGCGGGAAACAAAGAGAUACGUCAAGCGGGAAACAGGCUUCCAUCAUCUGAGGACUCUUAUUCUAUCAGGACUUCUGCUGCUGCUGCAGCAAGUGUUGGGCCGGACUACUACAAUGAUCUGAUAGCACCUGAUUCAGCAGAUGACAUAUUCUUGAGUUCCUUGCUCAAUGAUGAUGUCGUCCCAUUACAAUCUAUCUACCUUGCAGGACCAUCGAAUAGUAAUUCAAUAAACAAAGUGAUGGAUUUUCAGAGCAAGUCUUGUGAUACGAAUAAGCUGGUGCAGACCCAUGUAUCAAAAUCUGUGUCUGGAAACAGGUCAGAUCAGAGUUUUAGUCCAUCAGUAAAGGUACCGGAGACUAUGGACUUGGUUCCUUCUGAUUACAAAGCCUCUGGUACAUUAGAUGUUAAUGUUAUGUCUUCGCUUGAAGAAUCAGUGCUGACAAAGCUCGAGAAUGUUCGAAACCAGUUGAAUGACAAGACUAGACUUUGCCUGCGAGAUUCCUUAUACCGACUUGCUAAGCACUCAGAGCAGCAAACAUCAGGAAAUGAUCUUGUUGAAGGCUUUUCUUUCGAUGAGCAUUCAUUUCCUAGUGGAGUGUGUUUAAGGUCAGGAGUAAUGGAGGGAGCUGAAGCAGGAACCAAUUGUAUUGACAGGACUGUAGCGUCCCUGAUGUUUAGCAAAGUUGAUGCAAAUGUACAAGAUCAUCUUCCUGUGUUGUUGCCUGAAUUUGCGCAGAGGGACACAUACUUUACUGCAACGGGAGCAUAUGACUACAAUGAGGCAGCCCUGGCAACCUCUGAUCUAUUGGCUCAAUGUGAAGUUCCUGUCUUAAGCCAACAAACAUAAGGUCACUCCAAUCCGAAUGCAUUCUGAAUUUCGACAAACACAAUGUAGAUACUGAUGUACUUAGCAGCUUCUUCUUAGGUCAGUUUGCAGGUGCACUUAAGCUGCAUUUGUUGAAGUUUUGAUUUUUACUGUAUUUGAGGGUGUUAAUUAAGUUUUUGUUUUCUAAUGUGCUCUUUUUUUGUAUACAUAAAUGGCUUCAUAAGAAGAAUAACUUCGUGUGAUGUGUGAAUAUGUCAUAGAUUUUGAACUUCAUUCAUUACCUACGAAUUAACAUCAUUUGUUUUUUUCAA